Messenger RNA from Abrus precatorius (Indian licorice), 2900 nucleotides. RefSeq names its product oleoyl-acyl carrier protein thioesterase 1, chloroplastic. The transcript is spliced from 7 exons. Bases 121 to 1242 code for a protein of 373 amino acids. Lineage: Eukaryota; Viridiplantae; Streptophyta; Magnoliopsida; Fabales; Fabaceae. Gene Ontology annotation, molecular function: acyl carrier activity; fatty acyl-[ACP] hydrolase activity. The record is from RefSeq and is a predicted model, not a curated record. Gene Ontology annotation, biological process: fatty acid biosynthetic process.
ACUUAUUCACAACUUGCAUCUCCCUCUUCUCUCUUUUCUCUUCUCUGCGCCUACCCAGUGACCCAGAUUCUUUUUUUUUUUUUUUAAUUCAUUUUCCUUUUUUGUUCAAAAUAAUAAAAAAUGUUGAAGCUUUCGUGCAAUGGCUUGGACCGGGUUCACUCCCUCGCCCAAUGCGGCUUCACGGGUCGACCCGCUUCCCUUCUCCCUUGCCGGAGGAGAAGCGCCUUCGCCGGAUUCCGUGUUCCGGCAGCUAGGCAAUUCCCGGUCCUGGCGUUGGUGUCGGAUAAGGACGGUGCGGUGGUGAACCGGGUCGAACUGGAGACCGGGAACCUGGCGGACCGGUUGAGGCUUGGGAGCUUGACGGAGGAUGGGUUGUCUUAUAAGGAAAAGUUCAUUGUGAGGAGUUAUGAAGUUGGGAUUAACAAGACUGCCACUGUUGAAACCAUUGCUAAUCUCUUGCAGGAGGUUGGAUGUAAUCAUGCUCAGAGUGUUGGAUAUUCUACUGAUGGUUUUGCAACCACACCUACGAUGAGAAAAUUGCGUCUCAUAUGGGUGACUGCUCGCAUGCACAUUGAAAUCUACAAAUACCCUGCUUGGAGUGACGUUGUUGAGAUAGAAACAUGGUGUCAAGGGGAAGGAAGGGUUGGAACAAGGCGUGAUUUUAUACUGAAAGACUAUGCAACUGAUCAAGUCAUUGGGAGAGCAACAAGCAAGUGGGUAAUGAUGAAUCAGGACACCAGACGACUCCAAAAAGUCUCUGAUGAUGUUCGCGAGGAGUAUCUGGUUUUCUGUCCUCGAGAGCCCAGGUUGGCAAUUCCUGAGGAGGACAGUAAUAGCUUGAAGAAAAUUCCGAAAUUGGAAGACUCUGCUCCGUAUUCCAGACUUGGACUUGUGCCAAGAAGAGCAGAUCUGGACAUGAAUCAGCAUGUUAACAAUGUCACCUAUAUUGGAUGGGUGCUUGAGAGCAUGCCUCAAGAAAUCAUUGAUACCCAUGAGUUGCAGAGUAUUACCUUGGAUUACAGACGAGAGUGCCAACAAACAGACAUAGUUGAUUCCCUCACUAGUGUGGAACCGAUUGAGGGCACCGAGGUGGUUCCAGAACUGAAGGCUACAAACGGAUCUGCCAUAGCAAGGGAAGACCAACACGAACACCAGCAGUUUCUGCAUCUACUUAGGUUGUCUACUGAUGGACUUGAGAUAAACCGGGGACGAACCGAAUGGAGAAAGAAAGCUCCAAGAUGAGGAACGUUAAGUGUGUUUCCAUCUUAGUCAUGAUUCUGUUUUGAUCUUGUUCUGUUUCAUGUUUCUUGGGUUUUCUUAUCAAUUUUCGCCCAAUAUUUUGCUUAGAGUUCAUGCACUUGAUAGGGAUUGGAAAGCUAGAAUUUGUUGUUGCGUUCUUGUCAUGACCAUAAAUUUAAAUGAUUGUCCAAAUCCUGUAGAUAGGUCGCAUAGGUUGACAUUAAUUUCUGAUGCAUUGGGAUCAGAUUCCAUAAAUGUCAGUUACUGUACCUUACAGGAGUUUAUAGUCCUAUCAUUUAUAUCCAGAAUAUUGGUAUGGAUCUGCCAUCUGCUGCAUGACUUUUAAGAAUGUGUGUUCUUAUAAUAAUCGUUUGAAAUUAAUUCAAUUAGCUAAUUAUUCCGUUUCAUGUUUAAUCAAUUUUUGGGGGAAGGGGAAUGGGGAGGGAAAGGUGCUUUUUUUAGUAUGGGUCUUACUAACUAGUUUCCUUAGGAGACUUGUUAAGGAAUUAACAAAUAAUGAGUAUUUUUUUAUUAAAAAUUAUAUUGGAUUGUAAUAAAAACCGAGUGUAUUUUUUAUGUUUUUCAAUAAAAAAAAAUUCUUUUGAUUCUUUGACUAAUGUCUUAAGUGCACUUGUUAGCAUUUUCUUCUUAAUAUCUAUGGUCCUUCUACGCUUUCUCUCUCUCUCCUUUUGACUAUAUGUUGCAAAGUAAAUGUUAUUUAUCAAAAGUGAUUUAUGCUCAUAACCAACGAACUGCUGUGCGUUUUUAUCUGAAUAAUGUAGCAUAAGUGCUUACUGUUGGAAUAGGUGGUUAUAAUCUACAAAUUUUGUCUUUAAUUUCAAGCUGUGUUGUUCUUUAGUAAGUGUUAUUUUUGUGAAAUUAAACUGUAAAAUGUGUCAAAUUUUCACUCAUUCCCGCUUGUGGUAGCACUUUGUUUGUAUGAAUAUUUGGCUAUGCUUACAGCUUGUACUUACUCUGGUUUUUUUUUUGGGUAAACUACAGCUUGUACCUAUUUUAUUUUUGGUCCAAACUACUGCUUGUACUUACAAACUGUAUAAAAUGCACCUCAAGGCUAGGCCAGUGGCACAGGCCUUAUAAGGAUUACUAUAAUCUAGAAUCAAACCUAAGCCUAAUUUAACGAGCAAAGGUUUCUAUGCUUACCAGUUGAAACAAUAAUCACUCGGCCAAGUUCAUGUUAUUCAAUGUUGUCUAAUUUUCUUACGAUGGGUUAUAUUGGACGAUAUACAUUAUAAGUUUUUAUUGAAAAUGAUAGUAUUUAAUACUAUCAACCAUGGUAGUUAGUAUUGCAUGAUUUGCGAUUUGAUACGUUGCCAGUUUUGUUCUAGAAUCGCAGCUUGAAUUCUGGGUCGCGCUGGCACGGCACAGUGCAGCUGAUGGCUGUCACGUUGAGUGGCGUUUGUUAGGUUGCAGUGGGUGCGGGAGUUAGCGGCGCGUCUGACACACCUAUUCGAUUUUGAGCUUUUCUGGUGUUCUCUGUCCCGCGUCUCUGUUAAUAGAAGAAAUCAGUUUUUCUAGCAUUUCUACUAUUUUUUAUUUUUUACUGUUCACGCAUUUCAAACUCCUUUUCUGUUUAUUCUCUGCUAUUCAAAUUCUGACGUUCUGUUGAUGUUAUGCUUUUUUAUUUAAUAAAUUUUUAUUAU